AUGGUCUUGUAUGACUCAUUAUCAGCAGCAGCUACCCAGGAUGAUGAACAAUCACGACAUAAAUCAACGUCCUUUUUCUUCACGACCACAAAGAACCAGUCCACAUUUAGUAAUCGCGUAUCUAUGUCAUCUUAUGGAGUAAAUAACGACCUUAGUAAACAAAUGAACGAGUUAUCAAGGCAGCAGCAACAUACUGCCUAUCAUGGUAGUUAUCGUCAACAAGAUAAUAUUCCAGAAAAAAUGGAUCAAUACAAUUCUAGUAUUGAGCUACAAUAUUUUAAAAAGAAAUCAAAAACAGCAUAUCAUCAGGCGGAAACUACAAUGUCUGGAUCCAAUUCGACUCUUGGUCCAACUUUGGCUACAGACUCAUUAAGUAAUGGUCCUUCACAGCAAGCUCGGCGUUACGCGGAAACGAGAUUUCCAUUUCCUCCAUUUAUGGUGAAGUUUACACAAGACGUUAAAGAGCAAGGUAUAUUAAAUGAAUUAGAUGAUUAUUUUGCAAAAGUUCGUAAAAUUAAAUUGGAACUAGAUGGUCAUCGAUUAAAACAAAGAAGGGAAUUAUUACUAUUUGUAAAAAAUCGGCAUGUAUUUCUAGUAUUAUUUGAUACUAACAAUUGGCCAACGACAUUAGAUAUUAAAAGUAUCCAAAUUAUUGAUGAAUUAUUGAAAAAGAAAUAUCUUUAUUUCAACCAUCAGCGUUAUGCUCUUACUGACGAUGAGUAUUUAUGCCCGGCACGGGUUUUGGUGUGCUCUAAGUGCUACGAAAUUGGACACUUUCGGAGCGCGUGUAUGAAUAAAUUAGACGAAUGUAGGACAUGUGGGAAAGAAGCUAGAGAUAUUAAAUUGCAUGCUGAUGAAUGUGAUGGGCGGCAGUCUUGCGUUAGAUGCAAAGGACAACACGAAUCAAGUGAUGUUAGAUGCCCAAUAAUUAAAUCUUAUCGGGCGGUGUUAACAAAAUCGUUAUUAUCUCCGAAAGAUAUGACUGGAGAUAUUCGGUAUCGAUAUAAUCCCACCGAUUUUCCACUAUUAGAUAGUAGUGUAAUGGAUCAUGGUGGCGUUAAUGAUCGUAUAUCUAAGUUAGAACACAAUGUUAAUCAAUUAAAUGAUAAUCCACAACGUUUGCUUGAUGUAAAUAAUAAAUUAUGUGAACAACAAAAACAAACACAAGAUUUAAGUAUGAAUUUUGAGAACAUGUUACAAAUUGAUAUAUCAUUUCAUUAUGAUUUCAUUAGUCAAUUUGAAACACCAAUUUGCCAAACAAUUAUCAAAGCAUUGCCACCGCUAGUUUGUUGA
This is a messenger RNA of Didymodactylos carnosus, 1293 nucleotides long. Lineage: Eukaryota; Metazoa; Rotifera; Eurotatoria; Philodinida; Philodinidae. The record is from the annotation of a GenBank genome assembly.